Plasmodium vinckei vinckei is the source of this 2577-nucleotide messenger RNA. RefSeq names its product U3 small nucleolar RNA-associated protein 6, putative. Gene Ontology annotation, biological process: maturation of SSU-rRNA from tricistronic rRNA transcript (SSU-rRNA, 5.8S rRNA, LSU-rRNA). The record is from RefSeq and is a predicted model, not a curated record. Gene Ontology annotation, cellular component: small-subunit processome; Pwp2p-containing subcomplex of 90S preribosome. Bases 1 to 2577 code for a protein of 858 amino acids. The transcript has a single exon. Lineage: Eukaryota; Apicomplexa; Aconoidasida; Haemosporida; Plasmodiidae. Gene Ontology annotation, molecular function: snoRNA binding; protein binding.
AUGAUAAGCAGGGUAUGCAAUGUUCUCGAAAAUAUGGUAUAUGAAUUUACCGACCUGAGGAGAAAGGAAUUAUUUAGUGAAAGUGAAAUAAAAUCAAUAUUGAAUAAAAGAAGGCAUCAUGAAUAUACAAUUAAUAGCUCAAUGCCUAUGUUAAUAAAUUAUAUUUUGUAUUUAGAAUUUGAAAUGAGCUUAGAAAAUUUAAGAGUAAAAAGAUUAGAAAAAAAAAAAGAAGACCUUUUAAAUGAAAUUGCAGAAUAUACAAAAUUAAUAAAAACAUGUUACACAGAUAUAAACAAUUUUAAUAAAGAAAUUCUAAAUACAAACUGCCCUAAAGAAAUUAAAAUGAUAACGAAAAAAAUAAACUCAAAUGAAAAUCAUAUUAAACAAUAUAAAAAUAAUAUAGCAAAAGUAGAGAAAAAAAUUGAAGUAUUGUUACAACACAGUGUAUCCGAUAAUUCAUUAGUAAGAAGAAUAAUACAAAUAUUCCAAAAAUGUCUAAAAAAAAAUUAUAAUAAUAUCCAAAUAUGGUUAUUAUAUUUUAAUUUUUGUUUUUUAAAAAAUAAAAAAGACGAAUUAGAAAAAGCUAUAUUAACAAGCUUGAAAUAUCAUAUGAAUAAUGAACUAAUAUGGAUGCAUUAUCUUUAUUAUUUUUAUAAUAUAAGGAAAAAUAUAUUAUAUACACGAAAGUUAUAUAUAAGGGCUAUGUUAUUUGUUCCCAAUAGCUUAUAUUUAAAUGCUUUAUAUUUUAUUAUCGAAUUUGACAUAUUCUUUAAAUUGCUAACAAAUUUUAAGUAUCAAAAUGAUAAUUCAAACAACGUCUUCAACAAAAAUAACAAUGAUCAGUUUGAUGAAUUUUGUAAAGAUCAAAAAAAGAAUCUAACCAAUGAAUUGGAUGAAAAUGAUCAAACAAACAAAUCUGAGAAUGAUAUACUAAAAAUGAAUAUCGAUGAAAAAAAUGAACAAAUUUUACUUGCUGAAAAGGAACAAAAAGUAGAAGAAUUUAAUUACAUCAAAGACGAAGAUAAAUUUGGAUUAGAUGUUCUAAUAUUUUUAGGGAAAAGAUAUAUUCAUAUUUUUGAAAAAGAUAAAUCGAAUUUACACAUAUUUAUUAUAUUACUUUUAAAUAUAUAUUUUAAAAUGGAAAAAAAUGAGUGGGUAAAAAACUAUGUUUUACAAUAUGAAGAUUUUAAAAAUUUAAUUUUAAAUUCUAUUGAAAAUAAUAAAUUUGAUCAACCUUGUUUUUAUUAUUAUUUAUUUAUUAAUAAAUGUACACAAAUUUUUAAUAUAGAUACACUUGAAGAUAACAAUUUUAUACUUAUGAAAAAAUUCUUUUAUGCAUGUGAUGGCAAGGAUAUACUUAUCAAAAUUGAAAAUAUCAAAAAGUAUUUCAACCAUUCUCUAAUUAACCAAUUAUUAAUUGAAAUGUUUAAUUCUUUUAGCAAUGAGCUUAUGAUUUAUCUAUUUUGUCUUUUAUUAGAAAAUAUAUUUCAAUCAUUUUCUGAAUAUGAUGACAUCUCUGAUGUUUUUAAAAUUGACAACGUAAAUGAUAAAACUACAGUUCCAAAAAAAAAUGAUUCAUCAUCAGAUAUAAUAUUAGAAUCACCAAAUAAUAGUAUUACACAUAACCCAGAUUCUAUUAAUUUGCAAAAUGGAAAUAAAAAGGAUAUAUUAUUUCAUAUGAAAGAACCUACAUUGCCAAAUCAUGAAAAUUUAGAAAUAUUUAAAUUUUUAAAAGAUGAAAUAUUUUUAUGUGAUAGUAACCAUAAAUUUUAUAAAAUAAAUAUGGAAUAUAUAAAAGAAAAAGAUAAAGAUACAUAUAACUUUUUACAAAAAUUAAAUUUUAUUCCUUCUGUUUGUUUAUUUGAAAAUAGAAGCUUAUCAAUACCUCCCAAUAAUCACAUAUAUAAUUUUGAGCAAAAUAAUAAAAAUGCAGAUAUUAUAUCUUCUUUACUUUACUUCUUCUUAUUUGAUAUGAGAAACAUUAAAAAAAAUCAAACAGAUCAAAACAGUAAAAAUAACCCUAUAUAUACACCCACAAAUUCAAUAUCGAAAAAAAGAAAAACCUCAAACAAGUAUGUAACUUUGGGAAGUCUAAAAAAUAAAAAACCUAAAAAGAAUAGCCAAACAAUUAAACUAAAAAGUGAUAAAAAUGGCAUUUUCGAAAGUGACAGCGACAAUAUGAGUGACAAUAGCGACGACAGCGAUAGCAGCAAUAGUACUUUCCAUGAUAAUGAAUAUCAUGAAGAACAAGAAAGUAUCAAAGUUGAUAAAAUUGAUAUAAAUAAAAAGGAAACUAAUGAUACAAAAAAAGAUAUUUUUAUUAUCGACGAGUUAUUAUCAUUACUUAGUAGAGAAAUUGAUAUAUUCGUAAAAAUGACAAUCAUAAAAACUAUAUUAAAGUUAAUUACAUUUUUAAAUAACGAUGAAAUAGCCAAAUUUUUGUUCAGCAAAAUAACAAAAGAAUAUCAUAACAUCAAAAGCAGCACAAACACUAUGGUCAAAAAGGGAAUGGCUAGUAUGGUUCAAGUGUAUGACAAAGUGUACAAAGAUUUUCCUUCCAAAAAAAAAAAUAAAUAA